CGAGCCCGAUCCGGAGCCGGCGGCGGCGCCUCCGCCAGCACCGACGCCGGCGCCGGCCCGACGGCUGCGCUGCGCGUGGUGCCGCAAGCGCCUCACCAUCGCCACCAAGCACACCUGCCGCUGCGGCACCGACUACUGCGCGCCGCACAGGUACGCCGAAGUGCACGGGUGCGCGUACGACUACAAGGCAGGUGCGCCCGCGCUCACGCCGCUCGCCGCUCCUAAGCUGCCCAAGAUAUAG
This is a messenger RNA of Ostrinia furnacalis (Asian corn borer), 241 nucleotides long. Its product is annotated as zinc finger A20 and AN1 domain-containing stress-associated protein 4-like. NCBI's taxonomy places the organism in Eukaryota, Metazoa, Arthropoda, Insecta, Lepidoptera, Crambidae. The transcript is spliced from 2 exons. The record is from RefSeq and is a predicted model, not a curated record. Gene Ontology annotation, molecular function: zinc ion binding. The annotation marks the transcript as partial.